Malassezia globosa CBS 7966 is the source of this 972-nucleotide messenger RNA. RefSeq lists its product as uncharacterized. The coding region runs from base 1 to 972 and encodes 323 amino acids. The record is from RefSeq and is a predicted model, not a curated record. Gene Ontology annotation, molecular function: oxidoreductase activity. NCBI's taxonomy places the organism in Eukaryota, Fungi, Basidiomycota, Malasseziomycetes, Malasseziales, Malasseziaceae. The transcript has a single exon.
AUGGCGCAAGAUCGUAUCCAAGCAUCUAAUGUUACCCCUGGUAACGUCUCCACCCAAAGGGUGAAGCUUAGCUCAGGCUACGAAAUCCCGCAGGUGGCCUUGGGUGUAUACAAGGCGCCUAACGAUGGCACAACGGAACAAGCCGUCAAGUGGGCCUUUGACUGUGGGUACCGUCACAUCGAUUCUGCAGCUCGAUACCGUAACGAAGAAGCUGUGGGCCGUGCCCUCAAGGAAUGGACCGCUGCCAAUAAUGUUCCGCGUGAGGAAAUCUUUAUCACCACCAAGCUCUGGGAUGACGAUCACAAGAAUGCGCAAGAAGCCAUUGAAGAAUCGUUGAGAAAGCUGCAGCUCUCAUACAUCGAUUUACACUUGAUCCACUCGCCUGAGCCUGGUGAGCAGUCGUUUAUCGACGCGUGGAAGCAGAUGGAGGCAGCCGUUGAUGCCGGUAAGAUUCGCUCGAUCGGUGUCUCUAACUUUGAUGUGGACCACCUCGAUGCUUUGCUCAAAGUUGCACGCAUCAAGCCUGUUGUGAACCAGAUUGAGUCGCACCCUUUCUUUGCGCAUGAGAAACUGCGUGAGGAGACCCUCAAACGUGGCAUCCACAUUGAGGCGUACUCGCCUAUGGCACAAGGAGCUGCUCUUGAUCGUGAAGAGAUCAAGGCUAUUGCAACAAAGCACGGCAAGACGCCUGCGCAAGUGCUGCUGCGCUGGGGCAUCCAAGUGGGCAACAUUGUUUUGCCCAAGUCGCUCACCAAGCAUCGUAUUGAAGCAAAUGCCCAGCUCUUUGACUUUGAACUUGACAGCAACGACAUGGAUGUGCUGAACAAUAUCGACGAGGGCAUGAAGAUGGGCAAGCUCGGCCCGCCUGGUACCUCGGCUCCUGCGUCGCCUGGUGCGACUCGCCCUGGCUCCCGUCGGACUUCGGGCAGCAGCGGCCUUGCUGGCAACCAGUUGCAAAUGAGUAGCAGCUGA